This is a messenger RNA of Sphenostylis stenocarpa, 222 nucleotides long. NCBI's taxonomy places the organism in Eukaryota, Viridiplantae, Streptophyta, Magnoliopsida, Fabales, Fabaceae. The record is from the annotation of a GenBank genome assembly.
AUGGCCGCAGAUCGGGUGCUGCCACUUCUACCAAACUCCAUGCUUUCCACCAAAGCUUAUGAGCCACGUGUGAGAGUGGUACACAUGGCAGGGUUGGAGUGCGACGUGGAGGGUUGUGUUUGGAGUAGGGUGUGGGCGUCCGUAGAGGAUGAGAGGAGAAUGAUGGCCGAAGGGAAGGCGAGAGGAGAGGCGUCGGCGGUUGGAGAAAGAAAAGGACAAUAG